Molecule: messenger RNA, 378 nt
Organism: Neoarthrinium moseri
Lineage: Eukaryota; Fungi; Ascomycota; Sordariomycetes; Amphisphaeriales; Apiosporaceae
Exons: 2
Coding region: 1-378 (125 amino acids)
Source: RefSeq, a predicted model, not a curated record
AUGAAGUCUGCUACCGUUCUCACCACCCUUGGUGCCAUUCUUUCCUUUGGCGCCCAGACGGUCGUUUCAACUUGCUACAAAAGCGGCGAUGACUUGCCUGACAAGGCACAAGCCAUUGCGUUCAUUACUGACGCCUGUCGCGGCAACAACGGCAUGUUCACGGGCGCCUUCGGCCCACUACAAACCAAAUCUAUGUGUCCUAACUCUCAUGGCGUAAACAUAUUAUUCGAGGUCCAGAACUUGAACGGAGUAGGCAACUACGACCUCGAUGACAACGAAUGCAUCACCCGUCUGGGCAACGAGAUUAACGCCUGCUCUCGCGGCGGCGAGUCUACCAUUGCUAGCUGGCGCUUCCGCGUCGACCCUGGCAACUGCUAA